AUGGCAGCUCUACGAACAGCUCCCGGGUCAGAUCACUUCAUCCGUCGGCCCAUCCUUUCACUCGCUGCCUGGUUCAUUGUCCUGCUCGCCUUUGCUCUUGCCCUAUUUGGCCUCGAUCUUGCAAACCACCACAGCACAAUUCCGGUUCAAAACAUGACGAACUCUUUCCUCGACACCAUCGCGGUCCGCCGAUCCUGGUACGCCCUGGAAAAAACCUUGACCCUCGAUCAGGGCAAAAUAAAAUCUAUGGUCGGCCAUGCCAUGCAGUCGGUUCCUAGUUCAUUUAAUUCGCAAUCCAACCGCGCAGUCGUGCUAUUCGGCUCCGAGCAUGAUAAGCUGUGGGAUAUCGUGACCGACGUGCUCAAGGCCCGAGUUACCCCGGAUCAGUGGAUAUCUACUAGUCAAAAGACUGCCGGAUUCAAAGCCGCUGCCGGAACUGUUCUCUUCUUUGUGGACGACGAGGUAGUCCAGGGUUUCGCCAGCAAAUUUCCAACUUAUGCAGAUCAGUUUCCCGUCUGGGCGGCGCAGUCGGAUGCCAUGUUGCAGCACACCAUUUGGACGGCGCUGUCAGCCGAAGGGCUUGGUGCCAACUUUAGAUGCCGAAGUUAA
Messenger RNA from Colletotrichum fioriniae, 609 nucleotides. Its product is annotated as type II nitroreductase. The record is from RefSeq and is a predicted model, not a curated record. NCBI's taxonomy places the organism in Eukaryota, Fungi, Ascomycota, Sordariomycetes, Glomerellales, Glomerellaceae. Gene Ontology annotation, molecular function: oxidoreductase activity. Gene Ontology annotation, biological process: cellular response to oxidative stress.